Messenger RNA from Alternaria burnsii, 3246 nucleotides. RefSeq names its product metallo-dependent hydrolase. Lineage: Eukaryota; Fungi; Ascomycota; Dothideomycetes; Pleosporales; Pleosporaceae. Gene Ontology annotation, biological process: inosine biosynthetic process; adenosine catabolic process. Gene Ontology annotation, molecular function: adenosine deaminase activity. The transcript has 8 exons. The record is from RefSeq and is a predicted model, not a curated record. The coding region runs from base 1 to 3246 and encodes 1081 amino acids.
AUGUCUGCACCAUGGAACGCGACGCCGGCGAAUGCUGUCGUUGCUCCUCCUGACGAAGAAGGCGCGUUCUGCAAUCUCCUGCAGCGCACCUCCUCCUUUGGGGCUGCCGAGCCACGGACGAAUCAGCGGCGAGGAGCCCCAAUGACCCGCGUCCGCCGCUAUACCGCGAAUGCCUCAUGUCCUGGCCCGCCCAAAAGUCUAUCCAUCGUUCCAUUAUCGCUUCGAGAACCGUCGCCCACGCCACCAAUACCGCUGUGCACCUCCAUCAUGGCUGCACAGCCCAGCGCAACUGCACGCCUGCCCAUCGACGCCCUCUUCACCAAGGGACUGCCUAAGAUUGAGGUACUGCUCCAGCCUCCUUGGUUCCGAGUCAAAGCGCCAAGCGACGCUCAGACUUCCGUUCGCUGCAUUGCUAAUCCCGCGACUCAGCUUCAUGCCCACUUGACCGGCAGCAUCAGUCGCCAGUGCCUACACGACAUAUGGCAGACAAAGAAAGCGCGCCAUCCUGCCUUCGACCUGCAAGAUCCUCUGGUAGCUAUUCCCACGGGAAAGGUCGACUAUGAUAUCAAAACGUUCUUCCCGCUGUUUUCCUCGUACAUAUACCGCCUUUGCAGCGAUUUGCCCAGUGUCCAGUAUUCAACCAAAGCUGUGCUGCAAGACUUCCAAAAUGACGGUGUCGUCUAUGUUGAGCUUCGAACAACCCCAAGAGCAAUUCCUGCGGAGAAUGUAACCAGGGAAGAUUACGUCAGGACCAUCUUGGAUAUACUAAAGGCCCACAACGACGAUGCUAACAACACGAUGCGGGCUUUCCUCAUACUGUCCAUCGACCGCCGCAACACCGUCGCUGAGGCAGAAGAGGUGAUUGAUCUCGCCAUCAAGUAUCGGUCUGCCGGAGUCGUCGGUGUUGACCUCUGCGGCGACCCGGCGAAAGGUGACGUGCGCAUUUUCGGCGACAGCUUCGCGCGAGCAAAGGCUGCAGGACUGAAGAUCACGCUGCACUUUGCCGAGAGCGAGCCUUCGUCUUCAGACUUGGAGCUGCAGACACUUCUAUCAUGGCAGCCCGACAGAAUAGGUCACGUCAUACAUGUCAAAGAAGAGUUUCGAAAGACUAUCCAACAGCACGAUAUCGGCGUUGAGCUGUGCCUCAGCUGUAAUGUGCAUGCUAAGAUGAUCACGGGUACUUACUCCGACCACCACUUUGGAAUGUGGCGGCAAUCCAGUGUUCCGGUCGCACUGAGUACUGACGAUGUUGGUGUUUUUUGCAGUCCGCUCUCGCAAGAGUACUAUCUUGCAGCGCAGCACUUUGACUUGAGCCGUAACGACGUCAGAUCACUUUGCGAGCGCGCAAUCGAUUCAAUCUUUACCGGUCCGGAUGAACAUGCCCGUCUCAAGCAGAUCUACGCGACUUGGGACGGAUGGGUGUUCCGCUUUCUUCUCUACUGCUUGCUUUCUAACAUGUUCAAUACCUUGAGAGACGUUCAUAGUCUCAGCAUGUCUGCGGUUCCACGGAGUGGCCUCAUCCUCAUCAUCGUAGUGAUAAUCUCUCUGAUUGCCGAGGGCGACGCUCAAAAUUCCUCACAGGUUGCCUCUUCAGCAGUUCCCCAGACCUCCGCGCAGACAAUUGCCCAGUCCUCAGAGUCGCCAAUCAUCUACCCAGAUGACUCAUGCAAUCCUGAGCAUAAAGACCUUAUUUACCAGGCCUUUGGAGAUGCUAUGCAGAUGACCAAACUCACCACCCAGAGCACGAUAGACUAUAUUGACGAUCCUGCAUUUUGGCACAUUUUCGGACAAAGAGCUGUUGAUAAUACGACAGCUAUCAAAAAUGCUUUCGAACAAGUCAACGAUGGUCAGUGGUCAAUCUCGGCCACUUGCAACUUUGGCAAUUCGACUCGUUGCGAUGACUUCGCCAUGUAUGGGGGUAUUGCCGAGGAGAAAGGCGAUGCACAAAGGCGUAGUAAUGAGUCGCAACUUUACUCGCCACACCUUAUGUUUUGUCGCGACUUCUUUGCGCUUCCUCCAUUGGAUCAUAGGGUACAGAUGGGUAUCAAUCAUCCCACGGAUUUUAAAGCUCGAUACACCCUCGGAUACUUCCAUGACAACCAGGCCACUACCUUACUUCCUGACGGAUAUGCUCUCUUUGCGCUGUCCAAAUACGUGGCGCCAUACAUCAACAACAAUUUCCCUUUCUUCCCUAGGAUAACUGACGGCACAUACUUUCCUGACCUAGCGUUUGCCAACAACGAAGGAGAUGACGCGCCAAUACAAGUGAACACGGCAUUCCAAAUACCACUGCUCUUCCAACCGAACUACCAAGCGUCACGACUACAACCUACUCGAAAUGUUUUUGAUGCGGAUACUUCGCUCGACCCGGAUCGGAAAGCUGAUAUAACCAGGGUGCCCUACGUUCGUAACGUGCCGGAAAACUCUGCAAGUACCAAGGAGGAAGUGUGGGCUCAUGCUUUCAGCGAAGCAACCAACGACCAACUAUUGAACAUCGAUACAACGUACAACCGUACAUGCUUCGGCCAAAAUUCAAACCUACACCCCUAUGCCAAAGACUUCAACGGAAACGAAGCAGUCGAUCUCGCCACAACGUUCUGCGAAGACAUCAUCAAGGACUGGGACUACGCAACUCCGAUUCCACCCACCGUUCGAGACACGUCACAUUUCAGGAACGCGAGCAGAGAGUAUCCCCUCACGCAAGUCAGUGCUCAAGCGCAUCUUGGCUUCUUCGCCGUCGCUGACCCGGCUACUUUCAUCCAACCUCGAAGUGCCAAGCAAUUCUUCGAAGGAGGUACAGACGAAGCCAAGGUCGAGCACUGCAAACUGACGUACAAGGACAUCAUAAAAGGCUGCGAUACAGAUGUCCAGAAAAGACGCGGUGGCGUCCUCAAACUCAAUGACCGCCUCUACGGCGUCUACACCACUCCUGAUGACCGACCAGAUCACCUCCCGUGGCUGACGGAUUACACGUCCCUCGGUGAUCUUACGUGCGCUGAUUACAAUGCGACGAGCUACUGGCGCAUCGCAACUUCUGUUGAAGAGGAGCAAACGAGGACAUAUGAAGUCCAGUCGGCGCCUAUUGCCAUCACCGAUACGGAUAAACUGAGUAAGCUGUGCACAUGCUGGUACCCUGCCUAUCCUUUUACUGCAGACCUCUUCUGCAAAGGUGCUGCUGUCAAGUGUGAGAAUCUGGCGACCGAAGAUGGGAGGAAAGCAGCGAUUUGGAGCAAGUUCGCUUGUUAA